Didymosphaeria variabile is the source of this 2307-nucleotide messenger RNA. RefSeq lists its product as uncharacterized. The coding region runs from base 1 to 2307 and encodes 768 amino acids. NCBI's taxonomy places the organism in Eukaryota, Fungi, Ascomycota, Dothideomycetes, Pleosporales, Didymosphaeriaceae. The transcript is spliced from 2 exons. Gene Ontology annotation, cellular component: membrane. The record is from RefSeq and is a predicted model, not a curated record. Gene Ontology annotation, molecular function: magnesium ion binding; magnesium ion transmembrane transporter activity; cobalt ion transmembrane transporter activity. Gene Ontology annotation, biological process: transmembrane transport; metal ion transport.
AUGGAGAGUAAGUGGCCGCUUUUCUACCAGACAUUUCCGACCUUUGCCCCACCCCUCUGGGAUUACCCAGCACAAUGUCCCAGGCACAUCGCUGACCUCCUCUCAGAACAAGCACGAUCGCAAACAUCGUACGAGCGACCCAUACCCCAAAACCGCGACUCCUUCACCACGCGCCGUGACCGCCGCAACAGCACCUGGGAACGCGGCCACCGCCGCCAGCGCAGCCCAAACAUCGAAUGGCACGAGAAAUGGACAAAAGACAGCUGGCAGAACGGCCGCGUGCUGCUCAUCGACUACGUCGACAAGUCCCACACGUCCCAAGGCCGGCGCAAAAUUGUAGCCCAGGAAUUUAACAAUGUCGAAGGACUCAGGAAGUUCUACCAGAACGAGGAGCUGUCCGGGCAAGCGGCGCUGAGAGUCAUUCAUGUGCAGAAUGCGAGUUGGGCGACGAGAUUUCUACUGAGGAAGUUCAAUAUUGAUGCGAGCGAUGACUUGGUGGGUACGAGCUUUGGGCGAUGGGCGAGAUAUGAGAGGCCCCAGCGUAGGGCGAACAAGCCGGUGCUGAAUGGGAAGACGUUUCGGGCGCAGAGGGAUCCGUGGAGAGGAAUUAGUCGGACGAGCUUUGGGUGCGAUUAUUUGAGGCAUUAUUCUGCGAACCAAGUUGCGGAUUCAGAUUCUGUGAGGUCGACCAAGAUGAUGGCGUUGAACCAUUAUGAUGAGUAUGACCUACCCACACAUACGUACGACGUGCAUGUGCAGCGCUUGAGUGUAUAUGUGCAAUACAGCUACGAUGAGCCUGGGGGGGAUGUUGAUCCGGACAUCAGCAAUCCGUACGACGACGAUGAGUACCAGUACCAUGAAAACCUCAAAAGACAGUACCAUGCAGACGACUACAUACCCAAGCUGAAGACGUUGGACAACGGAAACACGAUCAUCCUGUUCGAGCAUUCGCAGACCGGAUCCGUGGAAGAUACCCUAGUCGGGGCGCGACAGGAGAUAGAGAUGAAAUGGCGAAGGCUAACAUUCUACAUGCCGAAAACCGACACCGAGGAUGAUGGAUUGAUGGUGACGAAAUGUAUGGACUUCAUACUCCGUGACAUAUUUAGGGCAUUGUCGCAGAAUUGGGAGAAAUACAGUAACCUUUGCGAAGUCCACACCGGGAUUCUGGAAGACAAGAUCUACGAGAACCCAGCGGACGAGACGAGAGCGCCCGAGCUUUGGAUCAACGCUAGUCUAUGGCUCAAGGUGGAGCGCCUGAUGUAUCUGCACAUCGAUCUAAUCAAAGAGAUGCGAACCUACCUCCACGAGCUCGACAACUCGGACCCUUCAGAAGAUGGACCCUGGCUGGAGUCCUCUGCCGAGGAGAUGGAAAAGCUAACGACGCUCUUCCAAGAAGGCGUCGUCAAGCCCACAGACAAUCUCUCCGACCUCAUGUACAAGAGCGUCGGUAUACGCGAUGCGAGACACUCGCUGCAGCUCGGGCUGAGCAUGUGGCGCCUCUCAUGGAUUACCUUCGUCUUCCUCCCGCUCACCUUCACAACUGGUUUCUUCGGUAUGAACGUCGACACCUUUUCCGAAAACCCGUCGAUUAAGUAUUUCCUGAUAGCCGUCGUCGCGCUUUUUACGGUUGUAAUAGCGCUGUGGUACAUGAUGAAGCACACGCUCUCCUCGCAGCAUCAAGAAACCCUCCGCCGCGGCGUCUACGAACGCCUCUACUACGAGCUCUCCUCCAAACAUCCUACGCUGUGGACACGGCGCGGACCCCGCCACGGCGUCGUCCCAGUAGGUUGGUGGGCAGGCGUAAAGUGGCGCUUUGUAACGCACUGGUUUAACAGCGAGCGUACGGUUCUUGCCACCCGCCCCGACGACCCUGCAGAGCACGAACUCGGCACCUGGUCACGGACGAAAAACUACCUUGCGAGGAGAUGGUUGGCGACGCUGCCGGUUAUGCCGUGCACGGCUGCGGCAAGCGAUCUUGAUGUCUACCUUCGAGCUACGAAGAGGGUGCAGGAUACUCCGACGCUCGGCGAGCUCAUGGAAUCUAUUACACCGGUGAGUAUCGCGGAUGGGCUGCCUACGGCUGCGAGUAAGAUCAAGAGGAGGAGCAUGAGGAGUCUGAGGAGUUUGAGUCCGGCGAGGAGUGCGAGGAGCGAGGGGAAUAGGCCAGGCUCUGUGAGGGGAGGAAGUAGCGAGGAUGGAAGACCUGGUAGUGGGGUUAUGGUUGAGGAGAAGGGGGUGGGGAGUGAGGAUGAGAGGAGCGACGAUGGAAAGAGGAGUGUUCAGGGAAGGCUGGGUGUCCCAUCGUAG